AUGGGAACCAAUGGGAAGCCGUCCUUUGGGACCUUUGACCCCUCUCUCUGUGGGCUCUGUGGACCAGUUGAUAAUUCUCUAAACAGCACAGUCCCUGCUCACCGCCUGCCUGCUGGUGUAUUUAUAGAGGCGUCUGCUGUCAGUGUUUGUGUGAGGGAGUGGGGGAGAUUGGUCGGACCCCGUGUGACUCUAUUUCUGACCCUAUUGCUACAUGCCCCUCACAGUCUGUGCAGCCGCGUGUCUGUAUGUGGGACAGAAGGCUUCCAAUUUGGCCACAGGAUUCACAUCAACAAAUCUGGAAUUACUGAAAUUUGGACCUUGAAGAUAAAAGAGGAGAAGACCCCAGUGCCCACUGCAGUCGCACCAGCGCCUCUGUCAGCAGUACCAGGGGGCUUCCUCAAACAGUUGGUCAGAGACUCAGAGAAGGAGACCAAACUUAAGGAACCUGAGCUCAAAACAGAUGAUAAGGCACCCAGUAAACUAAGUAACAACCUUGUACAACAGUUCCUCACCCCAGACCAGACUCCUCCAAUCCUAGAGGCUGAGAUGUCCCUUAAAGCAGACCAACUGUUAGAAAAUAAGCAACGGAGCAAUUCGGCACAAUCGGAACACAAAUCUCCGUCUCCAAGGCAACUAAUCACUCCCGACAAUUUACAGGUUAUAAGGCAAGAGGUAAUUUCACCACAGUCCAAACAAAAGCAGGAUGUUGUGCCAGAAGUGAAGAAAGUGAACAAGGAGGCAGAGGAGAAGAAGAGGAAGAAAGAGGAGGUGACACAGGUGGAGAUGAAAGUGGGAAGGAUUGAGACAAGGCAGGAGCCAGAGGGGCAGCAGGCAGACAGCACCAUUGUGGAGCACGAGAGAAAAGAGGUUAGAGAUGUGUGGUAUGAAGCUGGGACCAUUUGGUAUGUCCACAAAGAUGGAUACAGUCUUGCCACUCAACUGAAGCCAGAUGAAGGCACCCCUGAUCUCCCUGAUGGUAAAGUGAGGGUGCGCCUGCAUAGCGAUGGCACAUUGCAUGACGUCUCUGAGUUUGACAUACAGAAGUGCAACCCAAAAGAGCUGGAUCUCUGUGAAGAUUUGAGUAACCUCCAGAGUGUGAAUGAAUGUGGUGUCCUACACACCCUCAUCAGCAGAGCUAAAGCCAACAUGCCCCUCACUCAUGCUGGACCCAACCUGGUCAACUUCUGGCCCCCACUGCAAGCCAGCAGUAAGACCCCAAAGUCACGGCGUGGAGAGUCUGUAUGGGAUGCCCCUCCUGCUCUGGACACUCUGGUCAAACAGGUGUAUGUGUCCAUGGUGGGCACCAGGAGGGACCACAGUGUGUGUGCACUGGGUCGCAGUGGGACAGGCAAGACCACUGCCUGUCAGGCCUUUACUCUUGCGCUGCUCAAGCAAGCAGGGACAGCUGGGAACAACAUAAGCUAUGAUCGAGCGAAGGCUAUGUUCACUGUUCUAAGGUCUUUUGGCUGUGUUGCGUCUCCUCACAGCGAUGCAUCAACGCGAUUUGCAAUGGUGUUCUCAUUGGACUUCAACCAUGCAGGCCAGGCUGCUGCAGGACAUCUCCAGACUAUGAUGCUCGACAAAUGGAAAGUGUGUCAAAAAACGCCAGGAGAAAGUAACUUCCUGGUCUUUGCCCAGAUGCUUGCAGGACUGAGUUCAGAGAUGAGAACAGAGUUGCAGCUCCAUCAGUUUCCUGAGACCAACUCCUUUGGUAUUGUCUACCCCACCAAGGUUGAAGAGAAGCAGCGUGCAUCAGUUGCCUUUACUAAGCUGCUAAGUGCCAUGGAAACACUGGGCUUCUCUGUCAAUGAACAGAAGGCAAUAUGGCAUGUGCUGGCUGGUAUUUACCAUCUGGGAGCUGCUGGGGCCAGCAAAGUGGGAAGGAGGCAGUUUGGUAAUUUUGACAGUUCACAGGUGGCCAGCAGUGUGUUGGGCUGUGAGGGGGACGAUUUGCACACUGCUGUGUUCAAACAUCAUCUCAGACAAAUCCUACAAAGAGCCACUGGGAGCGCUAGAGAGAAGUGUUUGCCUGUCGAAUCAGAUGAAGGGCCUCGACUGACAGCAACUCAGUGCCUCGAUGGAAUGGCUGCUGGUCUCUAUGAAGAACUUUUCACUGCUCUAGUUUCUCUCAUAAACAGGGCCCUGUGCAGUCAGCAGCUGACGUUGGCCUCCGUGAUGAUCACAGAUACACCGGGGAUCCGGAAUCCCCGACACUGCGGGGAGGAGCGCGGCGCCACCUGGUCUGAACUCUGUCACAACUACCUCCAGGAGCGACUUCUGGAGCACUACCACACGCACACCUUCAAACACACGUUGGAGAGAUAUGAGCAGGAGAGCAUCCCUGUUCAGUUUGAGUGUCCAGAGAACAGUCCAUCUGAGCUGGUGUCAGCCAUUGAUCAACCUCCUCCACAGAUCCGAGCAGCAGAUGGAGACCCCCGAGGCCUCUUGUGGGUACUGGAUGAGGAGAUGGUGACACCAGCCUCCAAUGAGAGCAGUGCCCUGGAGAGAGUCUGCCAAUACUACAGCAGCACUGUACGUCAGUGUGAGCAACCACUUCAAUGUGAGCUUAACCACUUAAUGUCCGGUGACCCGAUCCGCUACGACAUGACCGGUUGGUUUGGGCUCAUCCAGAACAACCUCUCUGCCUCCAACGCCAUCUGCCUGCUCCAGAACUCCACCAUAGCCCCAGUAAAGGCCCUGUUCACCCCAAAGAUCUCCUUGCCUCCUUUGUGCCGUGGUCUGGGUGGGCUUGAGGGAAGCAGCCAACGCUCUCUGCAGAGAAAUGGCACCAUCAGAAAAACCUUCAGUGGAGGAAUGGCAGCCAUACGCAGACUCUCGCAGUGCAUUGCAGUGAAAUUGCAGGCUGAUGCUCUGGUGAAUGUCAUCCGUAGAGCCAGACCAGUGUUUCUUCAGUGUGUAAGCGCCAAGUCUGAUGGAGGUUUUGAUGUCCCUGCACUUAGGGUCCAGCUCCACUCAACUCAGAUACUAUCAGCACUGCAGUUGUACCGGACUGGUUAUCCUGAUCACAUGACUCUUAGUGACUUCAGGUGUCAUUUUCAGGCUUUGUCUCCUCCAAUUAUGAAACGCUACUCUUCAAUGUUUGUUAUGCAUGAUGAGAGAAAGGCAGUGGAGGAGUUGCUGGUUGAGUUGGAUUUAGACAGAAAAAGUGUUGUUUUGGGGGCCAGUAGGGUGUUCAUGAGGCGAGGUGUGUUGCGAUACCUGGAGCAGCAGCGGGAUCAGCAGGUCACUGGUUGGCUGGUGCAUCUACAGGCUGCAUGUUUGGGACAUCUAGCUCGUCAGAGAUACAGGAAGCUCAAAGUGCAGCAGAUGGCAGUGAGCUGUCUGCAAAGGAACCUAAGGGCACUGAGGACGGUGUCUACGUGGAGCUGGUGGAAACUGUUCUGUCGUGUCCGUCCUUUACUGGAUGUCAACAUGGACAAUGAAAGACUUAGGGCCAAAGAGGACGAGAUUUCAGCUCUUAGACGGCGUCUUGAGAAAUCAGAGAAAGAAAGAAAUGAACUAAGGCAGAGCACCUACAGCCUGGAAACAAAGGUCACAGCUGUGACAUCCGAGCUAAGCGACGAGCGUUUCCGUGGAGAUGCAGUGGGUCAAGCUUUGGAUGUGGAACGGGCCGAGAGACUGCGGCUCAGCCGGGAAAACAAGGAUCUACAGCUUCGUCUAGAGCAGUGCAAAGUCACCAUGGAAACACUGGAGAAGCAGCUUGAGGAGGAGACACAGAAAUCUACCAUCGCACAGAGUCAGAGAGGCGCAGGGACAGAGAGUGAGCUGACCAUGCAGCUGGAGUGCUGCCAAACAGAGGUGGAAUUUCUACGCAGACGACUGAAGCAGACUGAGGAAAAACUGGAGACAGAGAAACAAACACGUCAACAGCUUGAUGCCAAGGUGGCUGCUUUACAGGCUCAGUUGGAACAGUCCAGAAAGAGUGUAACAGAGCUGAAACGUCACUGCCGCCGUGUGACCUCUGACCUUCAAGAUGCAAGGGUCCUCACUGACAGCUUGCAGAGUCGCAUGCACGAGCUGGAGCGCAAACAGAAGAAGUUUGACAAUGAGUUGACUCAAGCUUUAGAAGAAGCUGAAAAUGAGCGAGAGCAAAAGGACAAAGCUUUUCAUGAAAACACUGCUCUAGAGGCAGAAAUAUAUACACUGCGGCGCAACCUACAAGAGACCCAGACAGAGGUGGGCCGUCUGCAGAAACAGAAGGAUGAAUUGUGUGCUCAGAUCCGAGACCUCAGUCUGCCUGUGGACCUUGCCUCUGAGUCACUGCCUGACCUCAAAAAGCAGCUGCGCCUGCUGGAGAGCCAGGCGGGUGAGCAAGCAGAGGAAAUCACCAAACUAACUGCUAAACUCCAACAACAGCAACAGAUACACAUGCGUUUUGAAAUGGAGAUGGAGCGCAUGAAGCAGAUCCAUCAAAAGGAGCUGGAGGAUAAGGAAGAGGAGCUGGAGGAUGUCCACAAGUCCUCUCAGAGACGGCUCAGACAGUUAGAGAUGCAGUUGGAACAGGAGUAUGAGGAGAAACAGAUGGUGAUUCACGAGAAGCAUGACUUGGAGGGACUUAUUGCAACACUAUGCGAUCAGGUGGGUCACAGAGACUUUGAUGUGGAGAAGAAGCUGAGGAGGGAUUUGAAGCGGACCCAUGCUCUACUGGCAGAUGCCCAGCUGUUGAUUGCCACCAUCAACAACACAGAAGACAAUAAGCCGAGUGGCAACAAGGACCAGAUUGAGCGCCUUCACUGUCAGUUUGAGGAGAGUGAAGCACGACGACUGGAGCUUGAGAACAUCCAGACGACUCUCGCCCAGGAGCUGGAGAACACACAGAUCGAGCUAGAAACCAUCUGCAAACAGAAGAGUGUGGUGGAUGAACAGUUGGCCUUGCUUCAACAUGACAAAGUGGACUUGCUUAAGAGACUUGAAGAGGACCAAGAAGAUCUGAAUGAACUUAUGAAGAAGCACAAAGCUCUCAUUGCACAGUCCUCUAGUGACAUUGCUCAGAUUAGAGAGCUGCAGGCUGAACUUGAGGAAGUGAAGAAACAGAGACAGUCCCUCCAGGAAGAGCUUCAGCAAAGUGUAUCUAGGGUGCAGUUUCUUGAGUCGUCCACUGUGGGGCGCAGCAUUGUCAGUAAACAAGAGGCACGGGUAUGUGACCUGGAAAACAAACUGGAGUUUCAGAGAGGACAAGUCAAGCGGUUUGAGGUGCUGGUGCUGCGCCUCAGGGACAGUGUGGUGCGUUUGGGGGAGGAGCUUGAGCAGAGCGCCCAGGCUGAAGCACGGGAGAGAGAGAAUGCCCGUUACUACCAACAGCGUCUGCAGGACAUGAGACUGGAGAUGGAGGAUCUGAUCCAGAGAGAGCAGGAUAGCAGCCGCAAGCGCAUGGAACUGGAAAUGCAGGUGGAGGAGCUGAACGCGGUGCGACAGGCAUUACAGGCUGAUCUGGAGACAUCUAUCAAGCGUAUCGUAGAUCUGCAGGCUGCCCUGGAGGAGGUGGAGUCCAGUGAUGAGAGUGAUACAGAGAGUGUUAAAACUGCUGUGGAGUCUUUGACAAGAAAGAAAGAUCUUGACUCAAUCUCUAGUGUUGGCUCCGUUGGACCAGAGGAUGUGGGAGAGGGCAUUCGUCACUGGCUGGGUGUACCUAGAGCCCGAUCUCAAGGAGGUAGCUCUUUUUAUGACACUGGUAGUACCAUGAGUGGACAUGGGGGGCGCCAGUCUGUAGCGGACACUGCUAGUACCUACAGUUUCCGCUCCUGUGUGGAUCUUGAUGAUGAGGGCUCUGAGGCAAGGCCAGGUAGUCUCAAUCUCAGUCGAGCUCCAUCUUCCUCUGCUCUAUCUGAGCUUUUGGAUGGUCUUCGUAAACGUAGGGGCACAACUGACACCAGCGAUGGGGCUGGCAGCACCGCAUCUCUGCCUAUAUACCAAACAACCGCUGCAUCCACUCUGAGACGCAGAGCGUCUGCUCUAUCCCUCAGUCCUGAAGAUGCACAGGAGCCCCGGCCAGGCCCCAGCAUCCUGAAGUCCUCCUCUCCCCUGCUGCCACGAGCUGCUAGUUCGCAGUCGAUUGGUGAAAUGACUUCUGGAACAAAACGAUUCAGCUCCAGUGAUUCAGUCUCUUCUCUUCCCUCACUGCCUCGUCUUUCCUCUUUGGCAUCUUCUCUAGCAGCUCACCACCUUUCUCCAUCUCUGUCUAUCCCAGAGGAGGAGGAGCCUCUGCGGUCUGUCUCUUCAGCCCAGCGCUCCCCACAGCCUCUCAGGCGUUGCAUGCUGGGAAGUCUGGUCACAGAAGAUGGUGGUGAGCACCCGCUCGGCUCAGAACCUUUGGUGUUUCAAAAUCGCAGGUUGGCUGGUGACAGAGGGGAUGAUGCAGCCUCAGAUAUCCUGCCUGCCAUCAGAAGAGCCCAGUCCACCAGCAGUCUGGUCAGUUCAGUGAGAGGGGGGCGCAGGGCACUGAGUGUACACUUUGGGGAGUUGCCUCCAUCCAUUCGCAGCAGGAGGUCCUCAGACACUGAGUCUUCCAGUUCAGGCGGGUCCGCGGGGAGUUCACAGGGCAGCAGGCCCAGACGGAGGUUUGACAGGCCUCAGGGGGAGAGACUUGAAGCGGAAGGCAGUGAGGGAGAAGAUGUGGCUUCAGUCAUGAAAAAAUACCUCAAGAAGGAGGCAGACUGAACAGCCUGUACAAGAACCCAUACCCAGUUGUGUACACUUUACAAAACCUCACAAAGUCCACCUGCUGCAGUCGAGGCUCAAAGAAGUCCUUUGAACGUCAAGGGUCUAUUUUUGAGAAUACAUGUUAAUAAAGAUAUUGAUAAGUUUGUACAUGAAUAAAAUGCAAAAAUAAUUUGA
Molecule: messenger RNA, 6855 nt
Organism: Boleophthalmus pectinirostris (great blue-spotted mudskipper)
Lineage: Eukaryota; Metazoa; Chordata; Actinopteri; Gobiiformes; Gobiidae
Product: unconventional myosin-XVIIIb
Exons: 44
Coding region: 1-6678 (2225 amino acids)
Cellular component (GO): myosin complex
Molecular function (GO): ATP binding; cytoskeletal motor activity; protein binding
Source: RefSeq, a predicted model, not a curated record